Penicillium cosmopolitanum is the source of this 1611-nucleotide messenger RNA. RefSeq lists its product as uncharacterized. Bases 1 to 1611 code for a protein of 536 amino acids. NCBI's taxonomy places the organism in Eukaryota, Fungi, Ascomycota, Eurotiomycetes, Eurotiales, Aspergillaceae. The record is from RefSeq and is a predicted model, not a curated record. The transcript has 2 exons.
AUGUCCUCCAUGACCACUCUGGAAAGGAGUCUCUCCUGUACCUCCAGCACCUCUCUCUCCAUGUCAAGUCCUCGCCUAUCUGUUCGACGCGAAACCACACCGCCUCGAAACGAACUAUCUCUCACCCACCUCCAUGACCGCAUGAAUCAACUGGACUCGCGUGUGCUCGAGCUGCGCUCCAACGUCCUAACCAAGGAUGGUUACGUCGACCGCCGCAACCGCGAGGAUGAGCACAUUCGCCGUGAAUUUGAGAACCACCGCAUCAUCUCUCAUCGUAUCGAUCUGAAUGUGGUGGCUCUUCGCUCAGAUGUUGACCAGAUCAAGACAAGCAUCUUCCAACUCAAGUCUAGUAUCGGCCAGUCCGGUACCGAGACCGUGUUCCUGCGUGGAGAUGUUGAUCGGUUGCAGAAGAGCGUGGAGCAGCUUCAGAUCGAUGCUGAGCAGAUGAAAUCGGAUGUUUGUGCUUCCCGAAUUGAUAUCAGCAAGCUCCAGUCUACUGCCAACCAGCUUCGUACGGAUCUUCUCACUCUCGAACAUAAACUUACCCGCCAAAUGCACGCGAUGGAAACGAGUCUCCACAUGCGUAUGGACUCGAUGGAAUCUCGAAUGCGACAUUCCGAACGGGUUCGUUUCAACUCGCUGGCACACACUAUUCAUGCUCCCAUCAACCCUGUCCCCGUCAUCCUUGAUGAUGGUUCCCCUCGAAUGGCCCAAGUACUUCCCGCGUACCGUGUGGAGGUUUUGGUGCCUGAAGAAACGCAGUCGAGAUAUGUCCCCUUCUCCAUUCUAACCAUGAUCUGUAUAGUUCAUCGAUUGGUUGAACUGGCUGAGUUCUACCAGCUGGGUGGUUACCAGGACUGGUGUCGGAUGAAUGCCACCGACCUUUUUGCCGAUGACAGUGACUCCAGCAGUUCAAGUGACGGGUCAAACCACAUGACCCGCGAGGAAGCUGUUCGCCACUUCCCCGAAGCUGCUCACCAGGCCCUAGCUGCCACUCUUGGUUUAAUAUACUAUAAAAUUCGAAAUGAAGUGGGCGAUGGCCCCACGGGUCACGUCCCCAUUGCUCGUCCUUUGAAGCGUCAACAAGACGAAGUCACCUCGACAAGCACGAGCUCCAAGUCUAAGCCGGUGAAGAUCCCACGCCGUCCCAGCGUGUCGGACACCUUCCUCCACCGACUGAUUACCGGUCCAUCUAUAGCCUCGAAGUCUUCAACCUCCGGGGAAGAGAUGGACAAGCUAGGAUGGAACCCGUUCUCUGAUGUUUCGGACGAUGCUAUGAGCAAACUCCGAUCCAUCGAUCCGCAAGAUAUCGGCAACGUCCUCCGCGCCCUUGAACAAGGCCGGUUGAAGAUGAAGCCUAGCGGAUCUGAGAAGGCAGGCAUGUCGCCUACCGAUUCAAAGACCAGUUAUCGGGUUGGUAAGACUAGUGUCCCUGAGCCAACGCCUCUGGACGUUCCUACCAUCCCGAACACUGUGCCCACUCAGCCGAUAUCCUCAUCUGAGGCCAUGAGGGUCUCAAUGAAGGCUUCGGUCGCCGCCAAGGCACCUGAGCAAGAAUACCCGGAGGGUGGCUCUGUGGCCGACACCUCGAGCACUGCCUCUUCGGAAUGA